Molecule: messenger RNA, 833 nt
Organism: Punica granatum (pomegranate)
Lineage: Eukaryota; Viridiplantae; Streptophyta; Magnoliopsida; Myrtales; Lythraceae
Source: RefSeq, a predicted model, not a curated record
CCUUGUUCUCUAUAUAUAUAUCCUCCUCAUCUUUUUUCAUCAUUCACCAUAAUAUCUGAUAAAAGAAGAAAGUCAGUAGAAUAAAAAGAAAUGGCUCAUUUGGUACAAGGGAGGAUGGAGAUUGACAUUGGGAUCAGAUCUUCGCCAAAAAAGUUCUACAAUGUGUUCAGCUCCAAGCCUCAGGACAUCUCGGACGCGAGCCCCGACAACGUACAUGGUACCAAGUUGCACGAAGGUGACUGGGGAAAGGUCGGGUCUGUUAUUCAUUGGGAUUAUGUCCAUGACGGACAGCCCAAGACUGCGAAGGAGAGAAUCGACGCCUUGGAUGAUCAGAAUAACAAAGCCACCUUCAGUGUGAUCGAAGGUGAUCUAUUGAAUUUGUACAAGACUUUCAUCCUGAUCGUUCAGGCCACUGCAAAGGAGGGGGGGACUGGGACCACCGUGCAUUGGACAAUAGAGUACGGGAAGGUAAGCGAGGAGACCCCGGAACCCUACUCUUUACUCGAGUUCGCCGUAAAGGUCACCAGGGACAUUGACGCUAACCUGACCUCUGGGGCCUAAGGACCUUUUCAAGGCUUUCUGUAAUAUAUGUACAUUUCUGCAUAAUUACUUGUGUGUAUGCUAUGUUAAAUAAGGAGCUGAUCUUGAGGAAAUAGUCUUAGUGUAAUGGCACAAGACGCCGAUAUCGAGAUCAAAAUGUCUUGAAUUUGAUCCUCACCAUUUCGUUUUAAUUUUUAUUUUUGUAUUAGGCCCAAUGGGCCUAUUGUCAAUAAAGAGCCGAUGUUGUAUUGUUGUGCCUCGGAUUAAUAAAAGUUAUCCUGAGUUUACAUUAA